AUGUCCACCAACGGCAACAGCAACGGCGUUUUCGCCUACCACUCUGCCUCUACGACCGAGGCCAUUCAAGCGGAAAAUGACUUUGCUGCUCACAACUACCACCCACUACCCAUUGUUUUCUCCCGUGCUCAAGGUACCUCCGUGUGGGACCCCAAGGGACGUCACUAUCUUGACUUCCUCUCCGCCUACUCCGCUGUCAAUCAAGGCCAUUGCCACCCCGAGCUGGUCAAGGCUCUAGUGGAUCAAGCGUCACGCCUCACUCUGAGCUCCCGCGCCUUCUACAAUGAUGUCUUCCCUCGCUUUGCCGAGUUCGUCACUCGCUACUUCGGCUUUGACAUGGUCCUGCCCAUGAACACUGGAGCCGAGGCGGUCGAGACCGGCAUCAAGAUCGCCCGCAAGUGGGGGUAUAAGGUCAAGGGUAUCCCCGAGAACAAGGCUAUCGUUUUGAGUGCUGAGAACAACUUCCACGGUCGAACAUUCGCCGCUAUCUCUCUCUCCUCCGACCCCGAGUCGCGGGAGCACUACGGCCCUUAUCUGCCCGGUAUCGGCUGCACCAUCCCCGGCACCGAGAAGCCCAUUGCAUACAAUGACAAGGCUGCUUUGCGCGAGGCCUUCGAGGCCGCCGGGCCCAACCUCGCCGCCUUCCUGGUUGAACCUAUCCAAGGUGAGGCUGGUAUCGUCGUCCCCGACCCGAGCUACCUCCAGGAAGCUCGCGCCCUCUGCGACAAGCACAAUGUCCUGUUGAUCUGUGAUGAGAUCCAGACCGGUAUUGCCCGUACUGGCAAGCUGCUCUGCCACGAGUGGAGUGGAAUCAAGCCCGACCUCGUCCUUCUGGGCAAGGCUAUCUCGGGUGGUAUGUACCCCGUCUCAUGUGUGCUGGGUCGCAAGGAUGUCAUGCUCACUAUCGAGCCCGGUACCCACGGCUCAACCUAUGGUGUGGUGCAGGAGGAGCACAUGGUUGAGCGGGCUGAGAAGCUUGGUCACAUUUUCCGACAGGGCUUGCUGGACCUGAAGAGUCCCCUUAUUGAGACUGUGCGCGGAAAGGGUCUGCUGAAUGCUAUCGUCAUCGAUGAGUCAAAGACGAAUGGUCACUCGGCUUGGGAUCUGUGCAUGUUGAUGAAGACCAAGGGUUUGCUGGCCAAGCCCACUCACCAGAACAUCAUCCGUCUCGCCCCUCCACUGGUCAUCACUGAGGAAGAGAUCCAGCAAGCGCUGAAGAUCAUCCACGAGGCUGUGACCGAGCUGCCCACCCUGAAGGGCGCGAUUAAGCACUAA
Messenger RNA from Penicillium manginii, 1275 nucleotides. RefSeq names its product ornithine-oxo-acid transaminase (gene car2). The transcript is spliced from 4 exons. Gene Ontology annotation, molecular function: identical protein binding; L-ornithine transaminase activity; pyridoxal phosphate binding. Bases 1 to 1275 code for a protein of 424 amino acids. Gene Ontology annotation, cellular component: cytoplasm. The record is from RefSeq and is a predicted model, not a curated record. NCBI's taxonomy places the organism in Eukaryota, Fungi, Ascomycota, Eurotiomycetes, Eurotiales, Aspergillaceae.